Molecule: messenger RNA, 1533 nt
Organism: Cladophialophora bantiana CBS 173.52
Lineage: Eukaryota; Fungi; Ascomycota; Eurotiomycetes; Chaetothyriales; Herpotrichiellaceae
Exons: 4
Coding region: 1-1533 (510 amino acids)
Source: RefSeq, a predicted model, not a curated record
AUGGUCAAGGAGAUUUCCCGAGUCGACGGCGGUGAACCUGACCUCAUCGCCGACCGAGAUCGAGAUAUUUGCCGGAAAGCUGAAGGGCUUUUUCGGAUAGCCGCCCACUACAACAGCCCUCGUGUAUCGGAGAACGACCGUUCUGUCCAAGGCCUCUUUCGGAAUGCUCGAGUCUAUGAGACGGAUGGGAUCUCUUCCUUGCUAGGUUUAUCCCAGGGUGGACGAGAACGACCGGUCGAACUCGAAAGGAGCGAACUUCACAUUCGUGAGGACGAGUUGGGACUUCGAAUAUAUGUCCCCAGAAACCCAAGAAGCCAGGACUUUUGCUACCUUCCCAAGCUGCUACCGCGGCUUUUCGAAUGGGUGAUGACUCACUUCGACACGCAAAUCCGAGAAAACAAUGAGCUAGAACGUGUCCUGGUUGUCACGAAAAUUUUGAAUGCCAAACUGUCGACUGUUAAUUGGAUACUGGAGGAAGCUGGAAUUAUGGAAAUUCCUCGCACGGGUAUUGUCGACGACCAAGGUAUUGCCGUAGACCCCGAUCCAGCGGAUCAUGAAAGUGGGGCUGAAGAAUCCGAGCAAGAUGAAGAUGAAGAACAAACCUGGCCGUCCGAUCGCGACGAUGAGGCGAGGAGGCUGGAGAGCAGGCCCAAACAGUCGAGGCCUCCCACGACUGAGAAAUACGAUUCACGCCUACUGCGCUCCUCGCCAUUGCCGCCAUCUCCGCGAAGAAUUGGCGAUGAGAGGACAGCUCACCGCGAUGCGACGCCUGACAUGGUGGACAUGCUUGCGUUGGACGAGGACGCAGGAUAUGUAGCUCUUCUGGACAACAUGAUCACCAAAGCCAGGACCACGCCGUUCCCCAGUAUCGGAUCGUUCGACAUGUCACAAUUGCUCGACAGCUUGCCCCUCGACUCGGAUAUCUCAGCUGAUCAGUACCCUCUUGACGACCGCCGGUUCAGAUCCGCGUCGCUGCGAGAGCGCCAUCACAAGGUCAGAGCGGCCAGUGAGCUUUUCGUCUUCGAGCUCCUGUCCAACCUCGACCCUGCCCUCCCUGGAUUUAGCGAUGCGAACAGGCAGAGCAUGAUCCGGAAAUACGUCCGGGCGCAUCCGCGGUACGGGCGCAUGGACGGCUGGCUGGGUCGCGAGACCGCGGACAUCACGUACGACGACGCCUCGAGCGCGCUCACCGCUCUGCUGAUCGACCAGGGCUAUCUCGCCCGUGACGGCGAGGCAGAAAAGCGGCCCAUCUACUACAUCGAAGCCAAGUCCACGAUAGGGCCGUGCGGCCGCCCAUUCUUCAUAAGGAAGUUCCAGUAUCAGCGCAUGCAGAAUCUCUCGACGGCACGACGCGAGGACUCUCCUCCGCCUCCUCCUUCGGCGGCGGAGGCGAUCUACGUCCUCUUCCGCGUCUUCAUUGUCGGCAGGGACGUUCCCGGCGUCCGCAUCUACGUCGACCCCGAGGCCAUGAGACGAAAGGGCGACCUGACGUUCACGGCGGAGACCUGGUCCGUUGGUCUGGGUCGGGCCUGA